GUCAGUUCUCUGUGGAUGUCAAAAAUUACAUAACCAUACAUUUAUUCUAAGGGUCGCUAAUAUUAAGGCGAUUUUUUAUUGAAAAUCGCAGAAAAUGGCGUCGAAAAGAAUUGGAAAAAGUGCCAUUAACUGGACUGCUUUGAGUGAAAGAGUUCCUGAGCACCAGAGAGCUCAGUAUCUGGCAUUUAAGUCGAAAUCGGAUGGAUACCUGAGACGUGUACUUGCUAACCCCGAACAAGCUCCCCCAAUUGAUUGGGCCUUUUACAAGCAGAAAGUGCCCGUAGCUGGAAUGGUCGAUGAUUUCCAAAAGCAGUACAGUGCGUUGUCAAUUCCUUAUCCAGCAGACACUGUAAGCUCUCAAAUCGAUGCCCAGGAGAGAGAAAUUAAGAGCGACAUUCAGAAAUUCAAAACUGAAUCCGAUGCACGCAUUGCCGAAUACAAGAAACAAUUGGCUCAUAUAGCCGGGUUGAUUCCAUACGAUCAAAUGACUAUGGAAGAUUAUCGUGACGCUUAUCCAGAAGAUGCUCUUGACCCCAUCAACAGACCCACUUUCUGGCCCCACACUCCUGAAGAGCAGAUUGAUUACGUCCAUAAGGAUGCUCAGGAAUCGAGCCAUUAAUCGUGCAGUUUUGCAAUAGGUCGUAAAAAGUAUAUAGCAGUCUACAACCGAGUUUAUAUAUUAGUGAUUAUAUCUUGAUGUUAUUUCCAAUAAAUGAAUUUACAUUGUCAUGUAGUGGCGUUCCUUUUGUCAAAUAAAGAAACUGAAUUUUA
Anoplophora glabripennis (Asian longhorned beetle) is the source of this 771-nucleotide messenger RNA. RefSeq names its product ATP synthase subunit d, mitochondrial (gene ATPsynD). Gene Ontology annotation, molecular function: proton transmembrane transporter activity. NCBI's taxonomy places the organism in Eukaryota, Metazoa, Arthropoda, Insecta, Coleoptera, Cerambycidae. The coding region runs from base 95 to 619 and encodes 174 amino acids. Gene Ontology annotation, biological process: proton motive force-driven ATP synthesis. The transcript has 3 exons. The record is from RefSeq and is a predicted model, not a curated record.